This is a messenger RNA of Strongyloides ratti, 1617 nucleotides long. RefSeq names its product FI16515p1. Lineage: Eukaryota; Metazoa; Nematoda; Chromadorea; Rhabditida; Strongyloididae. The record is from RefSeq and is a predicted model, not a curated record. The coding region runs from base 1 to 1617 and encodes 538 amino acids. Gene Ontology annotation, molecular function: protein binding; structural molecule activity. Gene Ontology annotation, cellular component: dystrophin-associated glycoprotein complex; intracellular anatomical structure. The transcript has 3 exons.
AUGACUAAAAAUAGAAGUAAUUCAAGUUUAGAUGUUGUUCAUAGUGGUAUGGUAUUAAUAUCUGAUGGUAAAGGUAGAGGAAAAUUAUCAAAACUUUUAUUAACAAAAGAAUUACUUUAUAUUCAAAUUCCAAUAGAAAGUUAUAAUAAUAAUGGUAAUAAUAAUAGUAAUAAUAAUACUAUACCAAGAGUUCCAUCUUUUCAUCAACAACAACAACCAUCAAAUACUAUUGAGGCAACUGAUUUAACAACAACAACUCGUACAAUAACAAUACAAAAAAAAUCACAAAUAUUAGGUAUAUCUAUUAAAGGUGGUGUUGAUGAGACAGCAAUCCUACCAAUAGUAAUAUCUAAAAUAGCUCCAAAUACACCAGCAGAUGAAUGUACACAAUUAUAUAUUGGUGAUAUAAUUUUAGAAAUAAAUGGUAUCUCUGUUGAAGGAAAGACACAUGAUGAUGUAGUUAAAAUUUUAAAAGAUAUUGAUACAACAGUAACAUUAACAGUUAAAAGUUGCCCACAAAUAGCACCUAUUCUUAGAACAGCUAAUUCAGAAAAAGUUAAAAGUUCACAUAGUAUUUCUGAUAUUUUUACAGAACCAUUACCAUUUAAAAGUGCCCUUAAAUCAAGUGUUUCUGUUAAUGAUAUUAAAAGUAAUACAAAAAAUAUUGAUGAACCUGUUUUACAAGGUGAAGGUAAAGAUGGAUGGAAAACAAUUAAUAAAUUACCAUUACCAAUGGCACAAUUAAGUAGAUAUUUAUGGGGAACUGAUAAAAUAAGAAAUAAUGCUUUUGAAUUAAGAACUGUUGAUGGAAGAACCUCAAAUAUUAUUCAUUGUGAAGAUAAAAAAGCUGUAGAACAAUGGAUAAAACAAAUUCAAAAUCACAUAAAUAAUCUUAAUCAUAAAUCAAUGAAAAUAUCAAAUAAAUUUCUUCAUGCUUCAGAAAAAAUUCAAUAUAUUGGUUGGGCUGAUGAAAGAAUACCAGAUACCUUUUGUGAUGAUGUUCAAAUUAGAUGGAGUGGUAGAUUUAUAAUAUUAAAAGGAACAGAUUUAUGUAUUUUUGAAUCACCACCAUUAAAUGCAGAUGAUUUAAAUAAUAAAUGUUUAUUUAUGUAUAAAAUUAUUGAAACAGUCAUGAAAACAGCAAUUCCAAAAAAAGAUAGACGUGAUUGUGUAUUAGAAAUUGAAUCAGCUGAUGGUGGAAAACAUUAUUUAUCCUUUAACUCAUUUACUCAACUUCAAACUUUUGAAUCAACUUAUUAUGAUUCAGUUUAUAAAAGUAUCAAAGCUACACAAUGUAAAACAUUUGCUUGUUCCUAUCUUGGAAGACCUUCAGGUCUUGUUAUUCAUAUUGUUAAUGGUAUUAGUCUUUAUGAUAUACCUACCAAACAAUAUGUAUGGAAUUAUAAGUUUAGUGAUUUAGAAAGUUCUAGUGAUGAUGGAAAGAUAAGACUUCAUUUGGUUUUUAAAAAAUUUAUAAAUAAGCAAAAAGAAAUUAUUGAAAUUAAGGAUAUUGAGUGUGACCAAGUUAUUAAUUUAAUAAUGACAUUACAUUCGUUUUAUAUAGCUAAAAUUAUGGGCGUUUAUCCUGAUUAUCUUAAAGUUAUGCCAUUGUCAUAA